AUGGCUGAAAUGCAAAAGGAUCAUUUAUUAAACGAAGACAUUUCAUUACAAAUUGAGAUUCUAAAGAAAUUAAAAUCAUCACCGAAUAUCGUAAUAUUCAUAGGCUUUACAAAUAGAAUUAUUGACGGUAAUUUUUGUCAAUAUUUAGUUAUCAAAUGGCUUGAAUACAGAUCUUUAAAAGAAUUUUACACUAAACAUAAAGAGUUAAUGAUGACAGCAAAAAAAUUGGAAUUUGCUAUUGAUAUUGCUAGAGGACUAAACUUUCUGACGAUUGUUGGAAUACUUCAUCAUAAUGUAAGAAGUGAAAACAUAUUUGUUGAAAAACAUGGAAGUGAAAAUAGGAAAUUUCAGAUAAGUUUGAUUGUAUUGUGCAACAAAAUAUUAUCGAAAGAAGCUAUUAACAAAACUAAACAAAUUAAGGCUGGCAUUUAUAACAUCCGGUAUAUGGCACCUGAGAUACUUGACACAACAACUUCGGAGGACAUCCAAAAAAAAAUGUUUCUUAUAAUUACAAGUGCAAAGUUUAUAGAGAUUAAUCAACAUUUUAUUUUACCUAGUUUUGGGAUGCUUCUCUGGGAAAUUGCCAAGUUAAAUAUUCUUAAUCAAACAAAUGUUCCCAUGAAAUAUCAAAAAUUAACACAUAAAGCUGUUCAAACGAAUGCAAAAGAUCAACCUAAUUUUAUCGACCUCUUUGUCAGUUUAGAGAAACUUUAUAAACACUACACAAACAGUAUCUCAUCAGAAGGCAACUCCAGUAUCAAUUCUAACAUUUCUAAGUCUCCUGAAGAAAACUCUAAAGAAGAUGAUAUUAACAGUGCUAAAACUGUUGAAGAUGCCUUAAAGGAACACAUGUCAGAACAUGGAAACAAAAAACUUGCAUAG
This is a messenger RNA of Acaulospora morrowiae, 882 nucleotides long. The record is from the annotation of a GenBank genome assembly. NCBI's taxonomy places the organism in Eukaryota, Fungi, Glomeromycota, Glomeromycetes, Diversisporales, Acaulosporaceae.